AUGGAUCCCUACACGUUCGGUGGCAAAUACAGGCUCGAGGAGGAAAUCGCCAUUGGCGGCUGUGGAACCGUCUUCCAAGGCGUCCACACCGUUGCCGGCAAGGAAGUCGCCAUCAAGCUGGAACCCGCCAUUGCAAAGUCCUCGCCCCUCAAGCAAGAGUCCAAGAUCUACAAGACCCUCAUGGGUGGCCCCGGCGUCCCCUGGAUCAACUGGUCCGGCAAGCAGGGCGACUACAACGUCAUGGUCAUCGACCUCCUCGGCCCCUCUCUUGAGGACCUCUUCCGCAUGUGCAACCGCCACUUCUCCCUCAAGACCAUUCUCAUGCUCGCAGACCAACUGAUCACGCGCAUCGAAUACAUCCACUCCCGCGACUUCGUACACCGCGACAUCAAACCCGCAAACUUCGUCGUCCCAAAGACCUCAGACACCGCUAGCUCCGACUACGUCGUCAACGUUAUCGACUUCGGCCUCGCAAAGAAGUUCCGCGACCCCCGCACCAGCUCCCACAUCCCCUAUCACCAGGAUGACCACCACGGUGUAGGCACCUGUCUCUUCGCCGCCAUCAGCACCCAUCUUGGCAUCGAGUGCUCCCGCCGCGACGAUCUCGAAGGCCUCGCCUACAUGCUCAUCUACUUCCUUCGCGGCACCCUCCCCUGGCGGAAGAUCAAGGGCUCCUCCGUGUCCGACACCUGGGACCUCAUCCGCGACAAGAAGCUCGAGACCGAAUCUGUCCUCACCAUCGGCCUCCCCGACGAGUUCGACAUCUUCUACAAGUACGUCCGCGCCCUCGAGUUUGAAGACCUACCGGACUACGAGGGUCUCCGCACCCUCUUCCGCGGGCUCGCGGAGAAACAUGGCUUCGAGUACGACGGCGUCUUCGACUGGUGCGUCCCCCGCCCAGGCGCGAGCAAGCGCUCCAGCUCGAGCGAGCCUCUCGCGACCCGCAAGCGUGUCUGCCGCAGCUGCUCCGCCUGUCAGGCCGCCACAGAGCGCGCUGCUGCCGCUACCGCCACCAAGGCCGCUCAUGCGGCCCCACGGCGGGCGAGAAUAUAG
Molecule: messenger RNA, 1053 nt
Organism: Epithele typhae
Lineage: Eukaryota; Fungi; Basidiomycota; Agaricomycetes; Polyporales; Epitheliaceae
Product: kinase-like protein
Exons: 3
Coding region: 1-1053 (350 amino acids)
Biological process (GO): signal transduction; endocytosis; peptidyl-serine phosphorylation
Cellular component (GO): cytoplasm; nucleus
Molecular function (GO): protein serine/threonine kinase activity; ATP binding
Source: RefSeq, a predicted model, not a curated record